AUGGACAGGGAUCGCGAGCGAGACAGAGACCGAAGAGACGACAGGUACUCGAACACAUACCGUCCGCGUUCGCCUGGCCUUCGCCCACGCUCGCCUCCACGCGGAGACAGCUACCGUGCUCGCUCGCCCCCUCCCCGCCGCGGUUCGCCGCCUCCUCGCCGUGGAUCACCUAUCCGACGCGGUAUAGCAUCUGCUGAUACAUAUGUUCCUGGUGGUCGCUCUUCUCGUCCUCGUAGCCGAUCGCCUGCAUUUCGAAGACGAUCUCGUAGCCCACGUCGCGAUGACAACUGGAGGGCACGUCCUCGAUCGCCUCCUCGCCGAGCAUUCUCACCUCGGCGCGAUGACUACAGGAGCGAGAGAGCAAGGUCUCCUCCACGAAGGGACCGAGACCGAGAUCAGUACGAUUCGUACACGCGCUCUCCACGUCCCCGCGAGAGGUCUCCACUGCCCAGGGAGCGCGAUGUGUCACCUGCUAGAAGCCGAGGAGUGCGCUCUCCUGUUCGUCCCAGUCGGUAUGAAGAACCCCGCUCGCGAGUCAAUAGCCCUCCUCGCCGCUACUCUCCUGUCCGCGACUAUAGGCGCCGUUCGCCUUCCCCGAGGCGCGAGCGUGUCGACCCAUACACAGCAGAUACCUGGAGAAGUCGCAGGUCGCCUUCCCCUAUACGACCCACGUACCCUUCAAAUGAAGCAUCGGGCAGAGACUCGGCUGCAACCUCGCGUCGCUCCUCACCGCCGCCUAUCCACCCCAGCCGAGCUGCACUUGUAGAGGACAGGCCCGUCAGGGAACCCGCGUCGGCGCCGAGAUCACCGUAUCGUGAGCGCAUCCCCGAUAGGAGCCGAGACUUCAGUCGUGAGCGGGAGCGGUCACCUCCACGCCGUAGGGAUAGUCCCCCCACUGGACCACGCGUUGAUAGGGACUUCGCGCCUCCCACUGGGCCAUCUUCUUCCUACCGCAACGGAGACAGCAACUUUGCUAGGGCGCCGCCGACAGGGCCUUCCAGUCGGAGCUAUCCCUCCCCUGCCAUUUCCCCACCAGUCGGCCCAUCUAACUCAACACCACAACCGCCCACGUUCCCCCGAGGAAAUAACCCCGUUUUAGCAGCGCCAACGCGGCCGCGUGGUGGAGGCCGAGGUUUCGGCGGCUAUGAAGGACGAGGAGAUUUCUCUAGUCCACCUUCACGUCGAGGUUCUUGGGCGUCAGGACCGCGAGGAGGCUACUACGGCGGCGCACCGUCCGGACCCAGGGGAUCCAGCAGUGGCCCUGGAGGACCAGCACCUUUUGCUGCUUCAUUCCGUGGCUCCAACAACUCUACGGCUACAACGUAUCCCCGUACCAUGCGCUUCCGCGAUCAUCUCGCUGAUCUCCCCAAGGAGAUCCCUGGUGGCCAAAAAGCUCCUGAGAUGUAUGACAAGAGCAAGAUCUUGAAGCUCGAGGCCGAAGCGCAGAAGUUGAGAGAGAUGAUUGAUAGGAAGGAAGAUGCGAAGAGGCAAAAGCUGAAAGAGUGGGACAAUCUUGAGCGUGAAGCUGAGACAGCCCAACUGCGAGUUGAUUUAGCCGAGAGUUCUCUGAGGGGCUUGAACGGUGAGGCCGAUGUUAGUGAUGCUUUCUAG
This is a messenger RNA of Pyrenophora tritici-repentis Pt-1C-BFP, 1611 nucleotides long. RefSeq lists its product as uncharacterized. The record is from RefSeq and is a predicted model, not a curated record. Lineage: Eukaryota; Fungi; Ascomycota; Dothideomycetes; Pleosporales; Pleosporaceae.